AGUGCAAAUAAAGGGAGAUAGCGGACCACAGACUCCUGCACAAACUUUUUAGCCUGACAGGCCAGAACUAUGACUUUUGCGUAAUCGUAAACCAGGGACAGGGAUCCCAGCAGGAUCCGAGGGGUGAAGAGAAGGAAAGUAAGACACUUCUGGGUGCGGCGAGAGAAAAGAAACACAGAAAAGGACACUCAAGUGACAAACUAGAAUCCGAAGUUGUGAUUUACCUAAAAGUAAAGGUGGAGAAUCGAACAGCUAAUCCGUUCAAAGAUGAGCUUGAUGUCUGCCAUAGACACCAGUGCCUCUGUGUACCAGCCUGCACAGCUCUUAAACUGGGUUUACCUCUCUUUACAAGACACCCACCAGACCAGUGCUUUUGAUGCAUUCAGACCAGAGUCUAAUUCUUCCCAUCCGGAUCUGAACUAUACCAAGCCUCCCGCUGCCGACCUGAGCUCCUCUCUAAAUUCCAACUAUCUCAACAACUUCUUUCAGCUGCAAAGGAAUGAGGCCCUGAAUAACAGGCCGUAUAAAAGCACCUCCCCCUGCGGCUCCCUCAACAACAUCGUGGAUGGCCUGAGCUCGCUGACCGACCACUUCUCCGACCUGUCCCUCUCCUCCGAGCCACGGAAACCCAGCAAGAGGCCGCCGCCCAACUACCUGUGCCACCUGUGCUUCAACAAGGGACACUACAUCAAAGACUGCCCGCAGGCCCGGCCGAAGGGGGAAGGCCUGACCCCGUACCAGGGCAAGAAGAGGUGCUUCGGAGAGUACAAAUGCCCCAAGUGCAAGAGGAAGUGGAUGAGCGGGAACUCCUGGGCCAACAUGGGGCAGGAGUGCAUCAAGUGCCACAUCAACGUUUACCCACACAAGCAGCGGCCUCUGGAGAAGCCGGACGGGCUGGACGUGUCGGACCAGAGCAAGGAGCACCCGCAGCACCUGUGUGAGAAGUGCAAAGUGCUGGGGUACUACUGCCGCCGCGUGCAGUAACCCCCCCCCCCACCGAAACGACCACCACGCCGCGGGGCUCCCCGGUUCUGCCCCGGUUCUGCCCCGGGUCUGCCCCGGUUCUGCCCCGGUUCUGCCCUGGUUCUGCUCCGGUUCUGCUCCGGCUCAUUCACACGUGCUCUUCCUCUCAGAAGGGGGACCGUGCCAAAACCUGGUUAUACGUGCAGCUUAAACACUAACGGGCCUUAAGAAACAAACACCAGUGCCACGCGAUGCAUUCACCAGCGCAUCUGUGCACCUGAGAUUUUUAACCGUUGUUUUUAUAACUGACGAUAAUAAUAACAGUAAUGAUGUCACUGACAGUUGUAACCGAUCAGCUCACGCCGGUGUCUGUGGGUCAGUUCCCCGUGGUGUCUGUUGUUUACAGUUUUCUUUGUUCCCUGGCGAGAGACACAAGCAGACUCGCUCAGUAUUUUUACACCCUUUAGGUUUCGUACUUUAAUGAGGCUCCUCAUGUCUUGUGCCGCUCGUUGGGCCAGCAGCAGCACAUCUAAUCGACUGUGAAUUAAUUUGGGGAUCCCGAGGAGCGCCCUGCCCUUCUCCCCGGCGCUGCCUGUGUGUGUAAUACCCCAGAGCCAUGCUCUGCUUAUGGCUCUUAUUAGUUUUGUUUAUGUGUAAACGUACUUGUUUUGAGUGGGACAGACAUAUACAUACACACCUUUCAUAUGCACACACCAUCUACUGUAGAUGAAACAGUCAUGCUUAGAUUUUUUUUUUUUUUUUUUGGAAGUGUGAACAAGCUAGGCAAUUAAUUUGUAUAUGUUAUCAAAGUAUCUGGUGGUCCCUGAGCUAGACUGUGUAGUUAAGUUAGGAAGACACUGUCUCAUGAAAUAUAAAUUUUAUAGGAAAGAUGUGUUUCCAUAACAUUUUAAGAUACAUGGCACAGAACAUUUCAUUUGAGCAUUGAGCCAAACUCACACUUUUUUAUAAAGAGUUUGGCAACAGCUCACUGCUAAUCCAGAGAAAACUACGGACAGAAAAGACUGGAGACGCGUGUGAUUUGAUCCUGUCUCCAUGUGUUUACAUUGAACAGUAAAGUGAGAAAGGGAUAAGAAAUAUGUUUUUAUGGAUUAAAUCUCUUCCCCUGCGGGAUUAACAUACAAACCAUUGGUUUCCCAAAAAGUGUGAUUUACGCAGCUCGUAAAUUGAUUUGUUUCUCUGCUCAUUUUUUUUCCAGGAAUUUUGCUCUUACACUUAGCUGUAGUUCACCCACAGGGACAAUUAGUUUCAACAUCUCAGUUUAUUUCAUAGAUAUAUCAGACACCUACAACAGAACAUCUUUCACUGCUUUGAGCUGCUUAUUCUACAUUUACAUGUGUACUCUUGCUCAGGUCAGCUGCACUGUCGAAAUAGGAAAUGUUCAGGUAUGUAGAUUUUUGGACGAUAUUUUGACUUCAAAGUUUAUCGCUUAAAUUUGAGCUUAUACUUGAUAUUAUUUUAACAUCUGACACUUAACCUUUAACAUAUAACAUUUUCCAUGCUUAGAACUAUAGAAUUCAAACGUUGCAAAAACAAAAGCCUUUUUAGUGAUCUUGUGCAUGUGUAAUCCAAAGAUCUACUAUUAUUACAUAGCAUAGGGCUAUGUACAUAAGGCUAAUUACUAUUAGCAUACGGCCAAGUACAUCCCUGUUAGAUUCUUUCAUCACAUCUAGAAAGUACCCCACUGUGAAACUGCACAGGAGCAUACUUGUAUGAACCAUAUCCGACUGUAGUAAUUGGUUGUUGGUGAUUUAAAUGCAGGGUUUGGCAGGGAAGACACCAUACGGAUGUUUGAAGGCGAUACGGUGUUAAAUUGAGCCACGUUUCAGGUCUUGAGUGUUAAGCAUGUGGACAUGUUUAGCUGUCCUUAGUAGGUCAUAGCUGUGUAGUCCGAUGGUUUCCUAAAACUACCGGUCCUCUAGGAAAACAGAUCUGAACCCAGCUGUUUUGUGAAGUGAUUUUUGCCCCCCACUCUAAUUUGAAAAUCCCCCUUUGUAGUGUUACAUAGAGACAGAGAUAUUUUGGUGGUGAAGGACAAUGAAUUGAUUAAAAAAAACAAUGAGAGAUACCGUUCAAUAAACUCUCAAUCUACGGAGUGUCUGUUACGACCCCUGAUCUGUACUACAGCAUGUUUGGAGGGAUCAGGAUUAUUUUGAUUCCAAUUCGUCUUUCAUUGGAGCCAUUUUGAUGCUCACUUAAAUGAACACUGCAUCUGGCAAGUAAUACAUUUUAAUUAAGAAUUUAUUAAAAAUUAAUUUUUGAAAUUAGCCUUAUUAUGAGACAUGUUUUACUUUUAAUUAUGACGAUGGUGAUAUUUUACCAAAGAAUCCAUAAACAGGUAGUUAUUGCUAUAGUCAAAAGGGAGUAUCAAAUAAAGAUGACUUAUGGCUUCUAUUACCAUUAAAUCCAGUAAUUCUAUCCACACUUCAGGCUCAAACUAUGUUUACUUGACCAAAUUGUAUUUGUGAUUCAAGCACAACGGGGGCAUACUAACCUGUCCCAAAAAAGAAGCACUGCAACACCACAAAAAAAAGAAAAAUUAUAUUUUAACGGAUUUGCCAAACUACACUACAAUACACAUAUCCAAGUGUUAGGCUGGGAAGGCGAAACGCAUUCUAUGGCUGGAUUCUCAGUUCUCAUCUGAUCUCCAAGCAGAUGCCAGAGAGAGACGGAGAGAGAGGGAAAAGAAAUCUAAAGGGACGCUGAUAAUUGUUGUAAAAGAAAAUAAGAGUGAAGCACGGAAAGUCAUGUGUAAUAUGAAAAAGUUAUGUUAUUCAAAGAUGUUUAUGCUUGUGUCAGGUUAAGGGGAUGCUAAGAUCCAGGUAGGCUUUCCUGACUGCGUUUCUGUUAGCAUCUGCAUACAGCCCCCUGAGUUCUUCAUCAGGUUCUCCAUUCAAACCCAUAAUAACGCAUUUCCUGCUUUAUAAACAAACGAGAAGCACCAAGAUAUUACUUCCUCAGUCAUCUCGUCUGAGAUGUCCCCCUUUCCUGACGUUAGUGUAAUCAAUGUCUCUAGACUUUUAUAGUGUAAUCAAUAUCACUUAGCCUCAGGCUAGAUUCAGCUUUAAAAGGGAUUGAGAAUCAGUGUUAGUUUCAACAUGCAGAAAGAGGCAUGUUUGUGUGUAAACUAAGGCUUAUUGUCUAAUUGCAGUGCACUUUGAUCUUAACUUUAACACAUACAUUUUGGCAAGUUUGUUCUUUAUGUGAUUGUUAUGCAUUUUUAUUUAUUUCAGUAACCACCAAACUCGCAGUGUACUGUACAAAUCCAAAAAAAGAGAAGUCUUGUUUAAAGCUGUUACUCCACUCUAAGGAUAACAUUUCCAAGCAUUUUGAUUAUACAGAGACUAAGAGAAAUGUAAAAUUUAAAAAUAUAGCUUUAUAUUUUGUAUGAACCUCAAGGGACUCUUUGUGUCUCUCGGAUAAAUGUGUAAUUUCACAAUUUAGUAUCAAUUACAUAAACUGUAUAAUGCAUAUAUCUAAAGAUGUACCUAGUACUUUUUUUCUAUUUAGUUUUUUUUUUGAUAGCUACAUAAUAUAUUAAAUGAAUAUGUAAGCAGUAUGUAAGGGUAACUAAACUUGAAAUACUUACAGUGGAUCAUUUAAAAUAUUUUAGCCAUUACUCUUUUUGUGCCAUUUUUAAUACAGAACUAAUAUUUUCCCUUUCAAUUUGAAAUGCCGACUGUAAUGUUUGGCCUUUCACUGCAGCUUCUUCCAAAAUGGCGGGAGGGGGCAGACGAGCUCAGGCUCUCCACUAAAGCGUGACACAGCGCUGCGUUUCUGACUCCAGAGUCCGUCACGGACGUGAAAUUUGUUUGGAGUGCUGGCAAUGCGAGAGCCCAUGUGACCAAACGAGUCAUGCUGGCGCAGUGAGCUAGGGGGCGCUGUGGUCCACAGUCACAUCCGGCAUCGUCAGGGGGGUCCGUCUCCACACACCUGAAUGCCGUGUGUGUUUACAAAGUGGGUGGGGUCCGUCCCCACACACCUGAACGCCGUGUGUGUGCAUACAGAGAGGGUGGGGUCCGUUCCCUCACACCUGAACACCGUGUGUGCGUACAGAGCGUCUGGCCUCCUGCGCGGUCGGCAGAAAUGCAGGCCCAUCAGUCAGCUGAGUGGAGCUGAGAUUAGAGUCUGCUGGCCGUGAGAGCUCAUCUUUGAUUAAAUGUUAAUUAGUUUUAAAAAUAAACUAUUCUGUAUGUGGAGGAUUUUUUUAAAAACAUCUGAAAACAAUGUGGCAUUAUCCUUGGCAUCGUACAGAUGGGAGAAACAAUACAAAUAACCCAAAGUCAGGGCGGACAUGUUUGGCUAGCUCAUCAUUUCCUUCACACCAUUACUGACGUUGGCUCGGAGCAAAAAUGCUCUACUGGAAAAAAAAAAACAAUCAGCAUAGUUGUCAUGGAAAUAAAGACGUGUUAUUCAAAGCCAACAUUAAACACCCUCAUUCCCAUUUUUGCAAUUGUAUCUGCUUGAAUGUGCAAUCUUUGUUUUUGAAACAAUCUAUUUCUAACACUCAUGGACAGCAUGAAAGCGUCAGUUUUAUCAGCUAAAUAAAGUUUUUGGCGGAUGUGGUGAGAUUUUAAAUAAUGAACAGACUGCCUGCAGUGUUGAUGUUUGAAUGUGUCUCGAAUGUGAACUUGUGGAAUGUGAAAUUCUCACAGAAAAGCGUGGCUUCAAAACGUGACGUCACACGAAUGUUAAGACCGCCAUGGGAGAGGAAAGGGCUAGUGAAAUUAUUUUUGCUAACAAUUUAAGUAAUUUAAUUUCUCGCAUUUUCUGUAGCUGCAAUACUGUAGUAAACAGGCACACAUGCUGCACACAGAUUACACACACAAUUUGUAUUAACAGGAAACAUUCAGACCAUAAACAAGUCUGCAUUACAUGUCCCUGUGCGCUUUUAGAGAAGUUCUUAAAUGUAAUGAGAAAUGCCUCCUGAAGCAUUUUUUUAUGAUUGCACCAAGUCUUGCCAAUGACUUUUGUUCUUAUACGAUUUCUGUGAAGACUAGACAUAGACUGGCUCAUAUCUAUGGGGAGUGAUGAAAAUGUUGUGACAUUAUUUUGAUAUUAAUAUUUUUGUGCAAAAACAGUUUGUUGCCUUUUAAAGGUGUUUUUUCUGUCCUGUCCAUUACCUUUAAAUGAGAAACCGUCCUCAUCCCACACGACUCCCACUCCCUUUAAGGGAAUUGUGCUAAACUGACCUCACACUAGUCACAAGGGGGCCUUCAAAAUCUGGAAGCCUCAGGACUUUCUCCAGUCCGAUAUCCCUGGGCAUACUAAUGUAAUUAGUGGAAUAAAAUGCCACUCUGUGAGCCACUGAUGAUGUCUGGGAGAAAACUCGAUGAGUGAGCCAGCGUGCCGGGGAUGAGCUUGCAAAGCCGUGCUACACAGGGCUCGGCCUUUCAGUGAACAACACAAACACUCAAAAGCUCGCUGACACAUUUUCCUUGAGAUACGGAUACUUGACUUUUGCUGUUUUUUUGAGUGUUGAUUUUUCCUACAUAUGAUGUACGUAUUUUGGGAAAAUACUUCUCUUUUUUUUUUAUUUUUUAGAUUUGAACGUCUUUAGAGCAAUUGCAAGCCAUACAAGACUUCUACCCCUGUCAGAGAUUUUUUCAAUUACUAUUGUGUGUAUAUAUUUGAAGGCCAUCAUGUUAAGAUUUAUAUCUGUUGUUUUUAAUUGUUAAAAUAGCAAUAGAGCUUUUUUGUUGUCAUAAGGGCCUAUAUUGUUGAAAUAUAAACUAAGCUGGGAGUUUUUCUUUGAUGUUUUACAAUCUGAAGUUAUGUCCUACAAAAUAUAUUUAAGGAAGGAUUUUUACAUUACCUUUGUUUGUAUAAAAUAUGCAACAAUACUACACUAUGAAGGAAAUAUUGAUGUCUACAAAGAUUAUUAUAUUAAGGUUGGUACAUAAUUCUUAAAUACCCUUGCUCUUGUAAAAGCCAUUUUUGUUUGUUAUAUGGAUGAAAAUAUUAUCAGUAUUAUCUAACCAGUUACUAUAUUAUUCAAGUACUGAAUGUGCUUAUCAAAUUAUAUAUAUAUGUGUAUUUUGGAAAGUAUGCUAUUAUUUUGAAGAGUAGUAUUGCAGUAUUGUGGCGCUAAUGUCGACAUUACUAGCUAACAUAAGUACUGAUGUAACAUUUAUCUUUAUGCAAGUUUGUAUUUUGAAGAAUAAAUUAAAAAGCAAUAGCCUUAUUGUACUCUAAGAUUCAGAACAGGGCUAGCACUCGGGACUGCUGUCCUGCUAAAGAAACUGUGAGCUCUCGUCUGCAAUAGGAACAGAUGUAAAGGAACUAGUGAGGACACUUUGUUAAAUGUAUUGUGUGAAAUAUAGAACACAGGAUUUCCAUUAAGCGAAAGGAGAGACAGUAAUUAUAUAUGUUGCAUGCGCAUGUACUCAUUUACGAUUGUUUGGAAGUGAUAAAAAAUAUUUUUUCUUAUACUGUAUAUGUGUAACAUUAGUACAUUCAAGUAGAUUGCCACAUAUUCUAUUUUAUCAAUGUGUACAUUACUAACUGUACUACCAUACUCACUACAUUGAAUGUGUAUAUUGAAGUAGAUAGCCUAAUUCAUUGUAACACAGAGUUUCUGUUGUCUCCUGAACGUAGCCAAAGUCAGGAUGAUCACAAACUGCUUUAUGAUAAAUUAGUUCACCAAUGUUUACUUGUCUUAGUUCCUUUAACUUUUGUAAAGAAAAGUUGACUAAUGCUAAAAGAAAAUGGGCAAGACACAGAGGGGCAAAGAAAGUGUAUUUCUGAGAAUGAACAAAGAUAGUAAACCUCUGCUGUUAACUGCCCAUAAAUUGGCAUUCCGGAAUGUGCCUUAUUUUCUCAUUAGAAGUGGAAAGCUCGCUUUUUUAAAGUGCUUUUUCAGAAUUUUAGUGCUGAAUAAAACUAUUGAAACAGUA
This is a messenger RNA of Anguilla rostrata (American eel), 7877 nucleotides long. Its product is annotated as zinc finger CCHC domain-containing protein 24-like. The transcript is spliced from 4 exons. Lineage: Eukaryota; Metazoa; Chordata; Actinopteri; Anguilliformes; Anguillidae. The coding region runs from base 268 to 984 and encodes 238 amino acids. Gene Ontology annotation, molecular function: nucleic acid binding; zinc ion binding. The record is from RefSeq and is a predicted model, not a curated record.